Messenger RNA from Dermacentor albipictus, 1073 nucleotides. RefSeq names its product EF-hand domain-containing protein D2 homolog Swip-1 (gene Swip-1). Lineage: Eukaryota; Metazoa; Arthropoda; Arachnida; Ixodida; Ixodidae. Gene Ontology annotation, molecular function: calcium ion binding. The record is from RefSeq and is a predicted model, not a curated record.
CGAGGAAGAAAAGCGCUCGCGGCUUGCGGCCGGCCACCAGUGCGUCGCGCAUCUUCGGACCCCGCGGCAGCGCUUCGCCACACGUUUUGUGGGCACUCCGCGCAAGCAGACGACGCGCGAGCAGACGACACGAGAAAGCGCCGGUACGCAGUGCGUUCCUUGCUAGCUGGUGACGUUACCGUGCAGGAGCCAACAGUCAUGGCCGAAGAAGAGCUCUCUGAGAAGUUCGCGCGCCGGGAGGCGAUCGAGAGGGGCGAGAUCAAGGAUCUUAAAGUGAGCGAAGGAUUCAACCCUUACAUCGAGUUUUCGCGCAAGGAGAUCAAGGAGUACGAGAAGCACUUCAAGAAGUUCGACCUGAACGGCGACCAUGUGCUGGACUUCGAGGAGCUGAAGCGCAUGAUGGAGAUCCUGGGCGCCCCGCAGACCCACCUGGCGCUCAAGGAGAUGAUCCGCCAGGUGGACGAGGACUACGACGGCACCAUCAACUUCAGGGAGUUCUUGCUGAUCUUCAAGAAGGCACGUGACGGCGAGCUGAGCACGGACGGCGGCCUCAGCGCACUUGCGCGGCUGACGAGCAUCGACGUGGAGAAGGCAGGCGUUGGGGGAGCGAAGAACUUCUUCGAGGCCAAGGCGAUGGAGCUGAACCGAGGCAACCGGUUCGAGGAGGAGAUCAAGCAGGAGCAGCUGGAGCGAAAGAUCGAAGAAGAAGAGCGCAAGAAGCGGCAGGCUGCUUUCAUGGAGAAGGCAAACUUCUUCAAGAACGCCGCCGCCACGUAGCGAGGGUGCGCCACAGCACCGCGCUGCUACUGCUGCGGCCAUCACACAAGCUCGUCGCCAGUCCAGCCUCGGCUACAAGUCACCUGUUACACCGUGUCAGCGUUCAGUACUUCACAUGACUCUGAGAGUAUAUUUUUUAAUCAAACAAAACGCACUCCGUGCCCUGCAGCGCCGAUUCGCCGGCGUUAUCAGUUCCUUCGGGCAGCGCUGAGCGCAUGGCCACUGAACGGUAUCUAAUAUAUAUUUCACAUGAGUGUAAAUACGCAUGUAAAUAAAGAUGAGAGGACCAAAAGAUA